Colletotrichum destructivum is the source of this 873-nucleotide messenger RNA. Its product is annotated as Putative AMP-dependent synthetase/ligase domain-containing protein. Bases 1 to 873 code for a protein of 290 amino acids. The transcript is spliced from 2 exons. The record is from RefSeq and is a predicted model, not a curated record. Gene Ontology annotation, molecular function: phosphopantetheine binding. Gene Ontology annotation, cellular component: cytoplasm. Lineage: Eukaryota; Fungi; Ascomycota; Sordariomycetes; Glomerellales; Glomerellaceae. Gene Ontology annotation, biological process: amino acid activation for nonribosomal peptide biosynthetic process; secondary metabolite biosynthetic process.
AUGAACUAUCUGUUCCUCAGCAACCUCGACUCGGACGUGUCCAAGACGUUCCGGGAGAACGCCAUCGGGAUAUCUCGUGCCCGAUGUUUCCCCCAACACCAUCUGCGGCCUACAAAACUCUCCACGGUUAGCGGUUCCGUGGCCGCAGUGCAAGAGUACUCGGACAGCCUGGUGCCGCACAUGCACUUCGGCAUGCAGAACAUCAAGAGGCUGGGUCCCGACGGCCUCCUAGCCUCCGACCUCCAGACUCUCGUGACCCAGGUCGACCAAGAGAUCGACGAGAGCUUUGGAGAGCUGCUGGAGUCGGUCGAAACCGACAACGCCAAUUUCGAGACCUUCUCCCUCACUCUUGAGUUCCGGGUCGCCGACGCGGGCAUCAUGGCCGAAGCCCGAUUCGGCCCCCACGUCCCCGACCCCGAGCUUGAUCGCUACUUUACGGCCUUAGCCAACCAUCUCCAUCGUCUCGGCGUUGGGCCUGAGGUGGUGGUUCCUGUAUGCUUUAAGAAAUCCGCUUGGGCUAUUGUGUCCAUGAUGGGUAUUUUGAAGGCGGGCGGUGCUUUCGUGCCGCUUGACGCCGCUCAUCCCCCAGCUCGACUGCUAGAGAUUAUUGGACAAGUCGGAGCUCGGUUGGUGUUGACAUCUAAAGAGGCCCCAGGGCGUUAUUACGCACUACUCUCUUCCCUCUCGACCAACGGGAAAGCCAUGCGCAUGUCAAACCAGACCCGCAUCAUUCAUUUUGCGUCUUACACGUUUGACGCUUGCAUCAUAGAAAUCUUGGGCGCCAUGUACUACGGAGGCUGCAUCUGUAUCCCCUCCGAAGAAGUCAGGAUGGGCAAUCUCGCUCAGGCAAUCACUGGCAUGAGAGCAAACUAG